Molecule: messenger RNA, 819 nt
Organism: Stylonychia lemnae
Lineage: Eukaryota; Ciliophora; Spirotrichea; Sporadotrichida; Oxytrichidae
Source: the annotation of a GenBank genome assembly
AUGAGAUCUUCUACUCAAGCAGUUGUUGAAGGAGGAUAUACUAUGUAAAUUUAAGGUCAUCGAGGAGGGUUUAAGCCUGACAAUAUUUUACCAACCUUUCAAAAGUCUCUAGAUAACAAUUUAGAAGCUAUUGAACUAGAUGUUUGGUUGACAAAAGAUGGAUUAAUUGUAGUUUGUCAUGGUGGAGAUGAUGGAAAUCUUAAGGAUUAUGGCCUACCAGAAGAGUUCAUUUACGAAUGGACUUAUGAGAGAUUAAAAACAUUAGAUGCUGGAGAAGGCGCUUACUUACCUCUGUUAGAAGAGGUUUUCCAAUUAUUUGAAGGAAAGAUAUUUAUUAACAUUGAAGUCAAAGGACCCAGAACCGAAUCACUUAAACCUAAAUAUGAUUGUGAUAAAGUAGUUGCUGAAGUUCUUGGCUUAGUAGAUAAAUAUGAAAUGCAUUAAAAAUUCUUAAUCUCCUCCUUCAACUAUGAUGUUUUAGCUUCAGCUGAAAAGGCUAGAGAAGCAAGAAAAGAGACUAAUCCUCAUUUCGACAUCAUUUAUCUGUACAACUAUGAAAAUCAGCCCCUUCCAUCUCCAGAUGAAUACCUUGCCAGGGGGAAUGGAAUUAAUAUUAGUGCAAAUCAUAUAAAUGAUGAGGUAGUAAGCUAAGUAAAAAGUAAGGGUCUAAAGCUAGGAGUAUGGAUAAGGGCAAAAGAUUACACUGAGAGUGAAGAAACCUACUUACAGAUGCUAAAUUAUGGUAUUGAUUUUAUAUGUGCAGAUUUUCCUUUGAAAGCAAUGGCAACUAGGGAGAGAUACUUUCUUAAAGUAGAAUGA